This is a messenger RNA of Diorhabda carinulata, 1713 nucleotides long. Its product is annotated as CDK5RAP3-like protein. NCBI's taxonomy places the organism in Eukaryota, Metazoa, Arthropoda, Insecta, Coleoptera, Chrysomelidae. Gene Ontology annotation, cellular component: endomembrane system. Bases 97 to 1647 code for a protein of 516 amino acids. The record is from RefSeq and is a predicted model, not a curated record. Gene Ontology annotation, biological process: regulation of mitotic cell cycle; regulation of cyclin-dependent protein serine/threonine kinase activity. The transcript has a single exon.
UAAUUUGACAUAUGUUAAUAACAUUGCCUGCGUAUUUCAAAACCUGACAGUAUUUUAUAAAGCAUAUGUUAUCUCUAAUUCUGUUAAUAUUUAAAUAUGGACGAGCAGAAUAUACCAAUUGACAUCAAUACUGCAAAAUUAUUGGACUGGUUAAUCAGCAGAAGACAUGUGAAAAAUGACUGGCAAAACAAUAUAUUGAAAAUACGAGAGAAAAUUAAUAAUGCUAUUCAAGAUAUGCCAGCUGAUAAAGGUAUCAUAAAACUUCUAUCUGGUCAACACAUCAACUAUUUUCAUUGUUUGAAAAUAAUUGAAAUUUUGAAAGAAACCGAAGCAGAUACGAAAAAUGUAUUUGGUAGGUAUGGUUCACAACGAAUGAAAGAUUGGCAAGAUGUAAUUUCUCAGUACCAAAAAGAUAAUGUCUAUUUGGCUGAAGUGGCACAAAUGUUGAUUCGAAACGUAAGUUUUGAAAUACCUAGCCUAAAAAAGCAAAUUGCUAAAUUGGAACAGAAUCAAUUGGAAUGUGAAAAGAAAAUAAAGGAUUAUUCUAGAAUUGAAUUAACCACACAGAGAGAAUUUAAAACCUCAUGUGAUCAAUUGAAAAUCGAGGGGUGUAACAUUAAAAGAGAACUACUGAAAUUACUGAAAGAUUUACCAGAAAUUUAUCAAACUGCAACAGAGAGGAUAAAAUUAGUUGAACCAGCUGUUGAACUCUACAAUGAAUUUAAUAAGUAUUUAUCGGCCAAAAAAUCCAAUGAUAACGUACUACCUGUAUUGGAGUAUUUGAUAAAAUUUGGUAACACAACAACAUAUGAAUAUAUUUAUGGGGAACAACCUAUUGUGAUAGAAGAAACUUCUCCUGAUAUACCUUUGGAUAGUAGUCCAUCAGAAAGUGAUAAAAUUGAUUUUGGUGAUAUAGAUUUUGGAGAUAAUGUAACCAAAAUGAAUAUUGAUAUAGAUAAUGAAGAUACUAUUGAUUUUGGAGACAAUGGAAAUGAUCAAAAUAUUGACUGGGGAACAAAUAAUUCAGAAGAAGGUUUUGAAAUAGUUAGCCAUGCAGAUUUGGAUAUUAAUUUGGAAGAAUCUGGAAUUGUAGUAGAAAAAACUGGACUAGAUGGAGGGGUAGCUAAAGGAGAAGAAGCCUUAACUAUAUUAGAUAAUCCCAAAAUUCAAGAGCAGGUAAUCAAUAAUCUCGUGGAAUUAAGUGCAUUUAUAACAAUGAGAUUAUAUGAGAUGAUGAAUGACACAGAUAUGCUUGCAACAGCCCAAAUGCAAGAAGCUUCCACCACAAUUCAGAUGCAAACUAUCGAAUCAAUUACUGCUCUCAAUGAUUAUAUUAGUGUUGCUUUAGAACAGUUAACAAAUAAAAGAACUCAGCAUUUGCAUAACAUAAAACAUUCUCCUAAAUAUGUGGAUAUAUUAACAGCAAAUCUCAAUCAAAAAUUAACAAACAUCCAAAAAAUGAAAACCAAUAAAAAACUAUUAGAAGAGAAAAUUAAAUCAUUGGGCCAAGAGAUUAGAGAUAUUGAACCCAUAAUAAAACGUUUAAUUGAACAAUCAAAACAAUUACAAAAGGAUAUUCAAGAUGAUAUUUCAAAAAAGUAUAAAGGAAGAAUAGUCAAUCUUACUGGAGGAGUAAAUGCAUUAUGAAUAUUAUUUACAUCUAAAAUGUAAUAUGAUUUCAAUAAAUUGUAAAUAAAAGUAUAUUUUAAGGAG